Closterium sp. Naga37s-1 is the source of this 1191-nucleotide messenger RNA. NCBI's taxonomy places the organism in Eukaryota, Viridiplantae, Streptophyta, Zygnematophyceae, Desmidiales, Closteriaceae. The record is from the annotation of a GenBank genome assembly.
AUGGCGUCUAGAUUUUUCGCGGUCCUUGGAUUGGUGCUCCUGCUGGGGUCAUCUGUCAACGCGGCGUCUCAGGCGUACAGGAGAUGCCCGGAGCGUCAAGGCCCGUGUCUCGCCUGCCCGACCACCGAGUCCCUCCCUUCCAUCGCCACGUACAACGGCGUGCAACUCGGCGGCUAUCUCGCGCACCCCUCCGCCGCCGACAGCCGGCCGCAAGGCACGCUGCUGAAUCCCGAGGAUACGAACACGGCGCUCGUGCCGAUCGGGGGUUGUUGCGCCAAGUGCCUUGCGAACGAUAGGUGUGCCUACUGGCACUGGUACCAGAAGCAGGACACCACGGACGGUCGCUGCGCGCUGUUCGACGACUCGCAGUGCAGCUUCGGCAACUAUGGCAAGUUCCGCGUGUACUCGUCGAUCAACAUCUACGCCUUCAAGCGCUGCGGCGCCCCCGUCACCCCGCCACCCGCCGCCAAUACAUCCUGCCCCACCUUCUCCUGCGCCGGCUCCGCGCCGUCCGCCACCGACAAUCUCAGCACCUUCCCCGGCGCGCAGGCGGGCCGGAUCUACGAGAGCUACUCGCCGGCGACGGGGCCGACGCUGGUGGAGGAUAAGGGCUUGCAGACGGUGACGGACUGCUACAGCGCGGCGAGCGACAUGUGGCAACAAGAUGUGAAGUACUUCACGUGGGAGCGCAGCUCCAACGGCCUCGGUCGCUGCCGUUUGCUGUCAUCGCAGGCUUGCAACUACCAAUCACCCGAUGGGAAUGCCGGCACUCUAGUGUUUAGUCCGUCCGCGCCUAGCACCUCCUCGUUUCUCCGCACUGGCUGUUUGCGCGCUGGCGCCUUACGCGCUGGCGCCUAUGCGCGCCGGCGCCUAUGCGCGCUGGCGCCGGUCGCGCUGGCGCCGUGCGCGCUGGCGCCGUGCACGCUGGUGCCUUGCGCGCUGGCGCCAUGCGCGAUGGCGCCGUGCGCGCUGGCGCCGUGCGCGCUGGCGCCUUGCGCGCUGGCGCCGUGCGCGCUGGCGCCGUGCGCGCUGGCGCCUUGCGCGCUGGCGCGUAACGCGCUGGCGCCUAAUGCGCUGGCGCCUUGCGCGCUGGCGCCUAUGCGCGCUGGCUCCGUGCGCGCUGGUGCCGUGCGCGCUGGCGCCGUGUGCGCUGGCGCCGUGCGCGCUGACGCCUUGCGCGCUGGCGCCUAA